AUGGGUAACCGUUGUACUCGUCCAAAAACAAAAGAUGAUAUUUAUUCAAUUCCUAGAUUAAGAGAAUCAACAAAUAAAUCCACAGUGAAGAUCAAUUUAUCUGGUAACAAUUUAACAGACCGUGAUAUUCCCGAUAGAAUAGAAGAAGCCAUGCGAGAGACAAAAUAUGAAUUAUCAUUAUCAAGAAACAGAAUAACAUCAGAUGGUGUUGAGAAGUUGGUCAAUUUUCUUAAAACAAAGGAAAAUGUCGCGCAUCUUGAUCUAUCAUCAAAUACAAUUGGAGAUGAUGCAAUCGACUAUAUUGUCGACUUAAUUCGAAAUAAUAAAUCUAUCUCUCAUUUAUCUUUGCAAAAUACCAAUAUAACAAAUCGUGGAGUCGUCAAAAUUAAGGAUGUACUUGUCUCGAAUCCAACAUCUAUUCGAUUUCUGGAUCUUCGAUCAAAUGAAGGGAUCACAGAUUCUUCGGUGGAGGCGUUUCUUGAAAUUGCUGAAAAAAAUAAAACAUUAUCUGGUUGUUAUUUGGAUGGUUGUGGAUUGGCUAGAGAAAGUAAAAAACUUGUAGGAGCACAAUCAAUCCAAUGGUAUUUACAUAAAAAUACUUGA
This is a messenger RNA of Rotaria sp. Silwood1, 603 nucleotides long. The record is from the annotation of a GenBank genome assembly. Lineage: Eukaryota; Metazoa; Rotifera; Eurotatoria; Philodinida; Philodinidae.